Tigriopus californicus is the source of this 3230-nucleotide messenger RNA. Its product is annotated as nephrin-like. The record is from RefSeq and is a predicted model, not a curated record. NCBI's taxonomy places the organism in Eukaryota, Metazoa, Arthropoda, Copepoda, Harpacticoida, Harpacticidae. Gene Ontology annotation, molecular function: protein binding. Bases 322 to 3036 code for a protein of 904 amino acids. The transcript is spliced from 13 exons.
CUUCGUGGCUCGUCCUCGGUCUCGUUCGCCUCAGAGAAUGGAGAUCUCUUUGAGAAUCGACUCGGUCAACUGGCAUCCCUGGUUGGCAAUGCGGAUGUUCUCAAGGAAUUAGGAGUCAAGAUUCGUUCACACUCAGAGCUAUGGAAACAUGUUGCUUCACUGGUUGGAACUUCGGUGGUGAUCCCAUGCAACAUUUCGACUCCAUUCAGAGAUGACCAAGUCAGAUUAGUCCUCUGGUUCAAAGACAAUUCCACUAAGCCAUUCUACUCAUAUGACAAUCGUGAGGAAGGUUCCACGCCCCAACAUUGGUCCAAUGACACCAUGCUGAGUGGAAGAGCUGGCUUCCAAGUGUUGUCGAUUGAUUCGGCUAAUUUGAUGCUCCGGGACGUCAAGGUUGAGGAUGAUGGAUUCUACAAGUGUCGAGUGGACUAUAAACAAGCACAAACGUCAACUUCCAUAGUCAAACUUGAUGCCAUCAAGCACCCACAAAGCCCAAGAAUUUUGGUUCACGCGUCAUCUUCGCUGCAAGACGCCACGGAGCAAUCACAUUCCAAAUUUGUAGAAGCAAGUACCGGGGACCAUUCUCACGGCCAUUCCCAAUACAAAGAAAAGAUCAAUGUCUAUCGAAUAGGACCGUAUCAAGUUGGGGAUUCCCUGAAACUGAAAUGUCUUGUAUUGGGCGGACACCCUUCCCCUAACGUGACUUGGUCACGCCAACGCCAUCAGCAACGCUUGACACUGGUGUCCCAGGGUGACCAGAGCUACGCAAACAGAGGAUUAGAUGAGGAUGAAGUGAUUGAUGAUAGUUUCCACGUCGCCCACAGCCGACGACACCAUGGUGAAAACCUUGUCAAAAACGUUCUAGAAAUCGAUGGCCUGAGCCGAACAGACUAUGGGGCGACCUUGACAUGUCACACCUGGAAUAAUGCAAUCGAAGAUGGGCCCGCUACAUCGGUCACUAUUGACAUGAUUCUCCAACCCCUGAGGGUCGAGCUUAUGCCAAUUGUGACACGUAAUAAUGAUCCUAACGACCAGUCGGGGACUCGGAACAGACAACUAGGAGGAGCUGGGUCCAUUUUCUCCGAGGGGGAAUCCAGACAAAUCGAAUGUGUGGUCCAUGGUGCCAAACCCAACCGUCCCAGCAUCUCUUGGUGGAUUGGAGACACGAAGUUAUCGCCCAGAACUUUCACUGUGGACCAUUUGGCCUCGAGCGACAUCACCACAAGCGUUCUGACCUUUCGGCCUCGAGCCCAAGACGAUGGUCAAGAAUUAACUUGUAAAGCCUACAAUGAAGCACCCUCGGCCGAGACGAAAGAACAUGGUACUCUUUGGCCUCAGUGGAAAAGAGAGCAACAUGCAACUAGCAGAAGAACGGGCUUUAUGAACGGAGCCGUAGGAGGCUAUUCGAACGAUUGGAACCCAAAUGAGCUUAACAAUGACGAGAAGUGGACCGGACCCGAGCCCUUGGGACUAUCGCACUCAAUGACCAUGCAAGUUCGAUAUCCUCCUCGAUCCCGCUUGAUUCUGGGCCCAACCCUCAAUGGUUCCAACAUCAAAGAAGGCGAUGACGUCUACUUUGAAUGCUUGGUAGACGCUCGACCUCCGCCCAGUCGAAUCCGAUGGAUGCACAAUGGCGAAAUUAUCCAACCCGACGUGGCCAAUGGUGUGAUCAUGAGUAAUCAGAGCCUCGUCUUGCAAAGUCUAAAGCGAGAGCGAAGCGGUCAAUACUCGUGUACGGCCAUCAACUCGCAAGGUCGGAACACCAGCCUUGAUCUCGCUCUGAAGAUCAAAUACAAGCCGUUUUGCAAGGCCGGCCUUCCUUCGAUCUACGGGGCCAUUUCAGACCAUACUAUUGAGGUCCUCUGUCAAGUUGAGGCCAAUCCACUCUUCGAUUUGAAAUUUGAGUGGACCUUCAAUUCGAGCACCGGGAACAUCCGAAUGCCCAAUUCUUUGGUGAAGAGCAAGCCCGAGAACGCCAGUUCGGUAUUGGCCUUCACGCCCAAGAGUGAGAUGGAUCUUGGCACCCUUUUAUGCUGGGCCUCAAAUCCAAUCGGAGUCCAGAGUGAACCGUGCAUCUUCCAUCUGAUUGCCGCUCGGAGACCCAACCCGGUGGCCAACUGCACGGCCGCCAAUAAAUCUUACGCCAUCCUGAAACUGAAAUGUGUCCCUGGCUUUGAUGGCGGUCUCCUGCAGAACUUCACUUUGGAGAUCCGGAAUGCCCAGACUCACGCAUUGGUCCACAAUCAAACGCGAGCUGAAGAGCCGGAAUUCAGAGCUGUGGGUCUCAAACCCGCCACCGGAUACAUUGUGUCCAUCUAUUCCACCAACGCGAGGGGAACCAGCGAUCGGCUGAACUUCCACGUCUUCACCUCGAACGAGUUGGAUAAUCCAAAUAUCUUGGAGACCAACGAAAGUGCUCUCACGAAUUCGUCCAAGUUCAAUGAGCCCACGAACUUCCUCAAGGCGGUCUUCAUUGCGGCCAUUGCUCUAGCCUUGGUGGUCAUCAUGCUAUUCGCCGCCAUCUGCUUUCGAAGAGUCCAGUUGGGACUUCGAAAGUCCAACAGUCCCAACCCAGCCAUUCCGGGAAAGAAGGAUGUGGUGGGCCUGGCCAGCACCGAUGGGAUCUCGGGCAGUUCCUCUCAUGGUUUCACCAUGAAGGACACCACUCCAGACGAUCGUCUCAUGGGCGUUCGCAUAACAGGCAACCCACUUGACCCCCACGAGGAUUACGGCUCAUUGAAUCCCAACUCCAAGCAAUGUUCGAUUCCGUCUUCCUCAACCUCCUCCAUUGCGCCCAAGAGGCAAGCUGCCGGCUUGUCUGAAAGUCAUAUCAUUUGUAAUCCAGUGCCAAAUCCGGAUGUGAUCAUCCAGGAAUCCAAUCCCAUCAACUUCCACCCUAUCAUAGACAAGAAAUAUCAACAUAUCGAGUUCUUUGAUCCCGAGGAAGAACACGGCUCCUUGGAUCAUCCGCCUUUGGUGCGUGGUUCGAAUCCGCUCUUCUUGAAACUGGAUCAACACCGUGAAUCUAAUGUAUAGACAAUAUGUUUUCAAUCGUGUUUCCAGUCAUCCACCAUACAUCGCAAAUUAUCAAUGGCAGAUGUAUCCGGGCAAACAAUAUACAAAAAUAAUGUCGUUUUUGCACUUAAAGUCAAGCCAAGAAAAUCAGAACGCGUAGAAAACGGUGUACUUUCUCUCUUGUCAGAAUAAAUGAGCUGAUUCGUGGAAUGCAA